Vicia villosa (hairy vetch) is the source of this 1494-nucleotide messenger RNA. Its product is annotated as protein FAR1-RELATED SEQUENCE 5-like. Gene Ontology annotation, molecular function: DNA-binding transcription factor activity, RNA polymerase II-specific. The record is from RefSeq and is a predicted model, not a curated record. The transcript has 2 exons. The coding region runs from base 1 to 1494 and encodes 497 amino acids. NCBI's taxonomy places the organism in Eukaryota, Viridiplantae, Streptophyta, Magnoliopsida, Fabales, Fabaceae.
AUGUUGCAUAGGAUUCGUACAGAGGCUACGAAACUAGGAUUUGGUGUUGUGAUUGGAAGGUCUGAUAAUGGUACGUCUAGAAGAAAUGCAUUUGUGACUUUGACAUGCAAAAGAAGUGAGAAAUAUAUCCUUCAUUUUCAAAAAUUGAAACGCGACGACACCGGUUCAAGAAAAUGUGAAUGCCCAUUUAGAUUGCGUGGUUAUCUUUUGGCAAAUAACAAAUGGAAAUUUAAUGUGAUAUGUGGCUUACACAAUCAUGAUCUAAGUCAAAAGUUGGUCAGUCAUCCAAUUACAUGUCGGCUUCUUCCGGAUGAGAAGACAUGUGUUUCUGACAUGACUUUGAGCUUAGUGCCGCCAAAAAACAUUCUUGCAUCCUUGAAGCGCAAAAGACCCGAGAAUACAUCAAAUAUCAAGCAAGUUUACAAUAUGCGCUAUCAAUCCAAAUUAGCGCUUAUGGGGGAUUGCACCGAGAUGCAACACCUCAUAAAACUUCUAGAUGAAAACAAUUAUGUUUGUAGGCACCGACGAGGUGAUGAUGGGGUUACACUAAGAGAUAUUUAUUGGACUCAUCCUGACUCCAUUAAAUUGUUCAAUACGUUUCCCACCGUGCUCAUAAUUUAUUCAACGUAUAAGACCAAUAAGUACAUACUUCCAUUGUUAGAAAUUGUUGGUGUUACGUGGAGUGAGAAAACAUAUUUUGUUGGUUUUUCAUUUCUAGAGUGCGGAAAACAGGACAAAUUUGCAUGGGCUUUGGAGGUUUAUAGGUCAAUGUUGAAAGAUCAAGAAGAUAUGUUUAAAGUCAUUGUUACCAACCGAGAUACAUCAUUAAUGAAUUUGGUUGCAACUGUAUUUCAUACUUCUUACGCCUUACUUUGUAAUUACCAUAUUACUAAAAAUGUAAGGAGUCGGGUUAAACCUGCGGUGGGGACAAAAAAGAUUGCAUGUGAAAAUCAAAAACUGGUCAAGGCAAAAAUUAUGGAUGCAUGGAAUGUGAUAGUAAAUGCAUCUAUAAAAGAGAUAUACGCUGAUGCUGUUUUAAAAUUCAGGAAUGUUUGUGUGAAAUAUCCCAAUAUAAUGAAAUAUGUCGAAAGCACAAUACUCGGUCAAGUAAAGGAGAAGUUUGUUUGUGCUUGGACCACCAAGCGUGCUUCUAAUCUCGGUUCAGACAGCUCAAAGUGUGGUUGUACAAUUUUGAAAGCAUAUGGUCUCCCUUGUGCUUGUGCCAUAUUUGAGAAGAUGAAAGUUGAUUGCCCGAUACGUAUGAACGAGGUCUCUAAUCAUUGGAAGAGACUCGGUUUUGAAGAUGAUGGUAAAACGAAAGAAGAAAGAUCAAGUAUUUCCAUCUUGACUGAAUGGGAAGCGAUGCAAGAAAGAUUUUUGAAAGCCGAUGACAACACCAAACUCCACAUCAAAGAGCGAUUGAGGAAGAUUGCAUUCCCGAAGACCACGGACUUGAAACCACCAUCUCAACCGGUAAAAACUAAUGGCACCUAA